Molecule: messenger RNA, 660 nt
Organism: Fusarium poae
Lineage: Eukaryota; Fungi; Ascomycota; Sordariomycetes; Hypocreales; Nectriaceae
Exons: 3
Coding region: 1-660 (219 amino acids)
Biological process (GO): L-cysteine catabolic process
Molecular function (GO): ferrous iron binding; cysteine dioxygenase activity
Source: RefSeq, a predicted model, not a curated record
AUGGCUGCUGUUUCUACCAGAUUCGCUCCUCUACCACUGACCCAGCCUCAAUCCUCUUGCAGGUCACAGGCUUCGCUCAACAUUGAAACUUCCAAAAUUUAUACCUUGAACAACUUCAUUGAUGACGUAAAAACCCAUCUUGGAGAGUCCGGCGGUAUAGGAUGUGAAGAUGUCGAUGAAGAUUAUAUCAUCUCGCUGGCAAAGAAGUACAUCUCGAAUCCAAACGACUGGGCACGAUACUACCACAACUGCCCUGGCAAAAAUUACACACGCAACGCGAUUAUCAAUAUUAACAAGAAAGCUAAUAUUCUAUUAUUGGUGUGGAAUCCGGGCAAGGGGUCACCAAUUCAUGAUCAUGCCAACGCGCACUGUAUUAUGAAGGUGCUGGCUGGCGAAUUGACCGAAACUGUCUAUGAUAUGCCAGAAACAGACCGUGAGAGCCAACCUCUAUCGAUCAAGAGCGAUACGACACAUCAAGCCGACCAAGUCACGUAUAUCUCUGACACCAUUGGCUUGCAUCGCGUGCACAACCCCCAUCCCACCAACGUGGCUGUUUCUCUUCACAUCUAUACGCCACCCAAUGCCGCCGACAUUGGCUACAACAUCUUUGAUGAGUCGACAGGCCGAGCGAGCUUCGUUCCCAAAGCUCAAGCACACUAA